Molecule: messenger RNA, 5382 nt
Organism: Glycine soja
Lineage: Eukaryota; Viridiplantae; Streptophyta; Magnoliopsida; Fabales; Fabaceae
Exons: 18
Coding region: 27-5225 (1732 amino acids)
Biological process (GO): lipid oxidation
Molecular function (GO): oxidoreductase activity, acting on single donors with incorporation of molecular oxygen, incorporation of two atoms of oxygen; metal ion binding; protein binding
Source: RefSeq, a predicted model, not a curated record
AGUAAGAAAGUAAGAAAGUAGCAAAGAUGACAGGUGGGAUCUUUGGAAGGAAGGGGCAAAAGAUAAAGGGGACAGUGGUGUUGAUGCCAAAGAAUGUGUUGGACUUCAACGCCAUAACCUCCGUCGGAAAAGGCAGUGCUAAGGACACCGCCACCGAUUUCUUGGGCAAAGGCUUGGACGCAUUAGGUCAUGCAGUUGAUGCUCUCACUGCCUUCGCUGGCCAUAGCAUCUCCUUGCAGCUUAUCAGUGCUACUCAGACUGAUGGUAGUGGAAAAGGAAAAGUUGGAAACGAAGCCUAUUUGGAAAAACAUCUUCCGACCUUGCCAACGUUGGGAGCAAGGCAGGAAGCAUUCGAUAUUAACUUUGAAUGGGAUGCUAGUUUUGGAAUUCCAGGAGCAUUUUACAUCAAAAACUUUAUGACUGAUGAGUUUUUCCUCGUCAGUGUUAAACUCGAGGACAUUCCAAACCAUGGAACCAUUAACUUCGUUUGUAACUCAUGGGUUUAUAACUUCAAAAGUUACAAAAAGAAUCGCAUUUUCUUUGUCAAUGAUACAUAUCUUCCGAGUGCUACACCAGGUCCACUAGUUAAGUACAGACAAGAAGAAUUGGAGGUUUUAAGAGGAGAUGGAACAGGGAAGCGCAGAGACUUUGACAGAAUCUAUGAUUAUGAUAUCUAUAAUGAUUUGGGCAAUCCAGAUGGUGGUGAUCCUCGCCCAAUCAUUGGAGGCUCUAGCAACUAUCCUUACCCUCGCAGGGUUAGAACCGGUAGAGAAAAGACCAGGAAAGAUCCCAACAGUGAGAAACCAGGCGAGAUAUAUGUUCCAAGAGAUGAAAACUUCGGUCACUUGAAGUCAUCUGAUUUCCUUACAUAUGGAAUCAAAUCCUUAUCUCAGAACGUGAUACCUUUGUUCAAAUCUAUAAUAUUUGACUUAAGGGUCACAUCGAGUGAGUUCGAUAGCUUCGACGAAGUGCGUGGUCUCUUUGAAGGUGGAAUCAAGCUGCCAACAAAUAUACUGAGCCAAAUUAGCCCCUUACCAGUCCUCAAGGAAAUCUUCCGCACUGAUGGUGAAAAUACCCUUCAAUUUCCACCACCUCAUGUAAUCAGAGUUAGUAAAUCUGGAUGGAUGACUGAUGAUGAGUUUGCAAGAGAGAUGAUUGCUGGUGUAAAUCCAAAUGUAAUUCGUCGUCUUCAAGAGUUCCCACCAAAAAGCACUCUUGAUCCCGCAACCUAUGGUGAUCAAACUAGUACCAUAACAAAACAACAGUUGGAGAUUAACUUGGGUGGGGUCACAGUAGAAGAGGCAAUUAGUGCUCACAGAUUAUUCAUAUUAGAUUACCAUGAUGCAUUCUUCCCGUAUUUGACGAAGAUAAACAGCCUACCUAUUGCAAAAGCUUAUGCCACAAGGACAAUCCUGUUCUUGAAAGACGAUGGAUCUUUAAAGCCACUUGCUAUCGAAUUAAGCAAGCCUGCAACAGUGAGUAAAGUGGUGUUGCCUGCAACAGAAGGUGUUGAGAGUACAAUUUGGUUGUUGGCCAAGGCUCAUGUCAUUGUGAAUGACUCUGGUUAUCAUCAGCUCAUAAGCCAUUGGUUAAAUACUCAUGCAGUGAUGGAGCCAUUUGCCAUAGCAACAAACAGGCAUCUCAGUGUGCUUCACCCCAUUUAUAAACUUCUUUAUCCUCACUACAAGGACACAAUAAAUAUCAAUGGCCUUGCUAGGCAGUCCCUGAUUAACGCAGGUGGCAUUAUUGAGCAAACAUUUUUGCCUGGAAAGUACUCCAUUGAAAUGUCAUCAGUUGUUUACAAGAAUUGGGUUUUCACUGACCAAGCAUUACCAGCUGAUCUUGUCAAGAGAGGAUUGGCAGUUGAGGAUCCCUCUGCCCCACAUGGUCUUCGCCUUGUGAUAGAGGACUACCCUUAUGCUGUUGAUGGACUUGAAAUAUGGGAUGCUAUUAAGACAUGGGUCCAUGAGUAUGUCUCUGUGUAUUACCCAACAAAUGCAGCAAUUCAACAAGACACUGAACUUCAAGCAUGGUGGAAGGAAGUUGUGGAGAAGGGUCAUGGUGACUUAAAAGAUAAGCCUUGGUGGCCUAAACUGCAGACUGUGGAGGAUCUCAUUCAAUCCUGCUCUAUUAUCAUAUGGACAGCUUCGGCUCUCCAUGCAGCUGUUAAUUUUGGGCAAUACCCUUAUGGAGGUUAUAUCGUGAACCGUCCAACUCUAGCCAGAAGGUUUAUCCCAGAAGAAGGAACCAAAGAAUAUGAUGAGAUGGUGAAGGAUCCUCAAAAGGCAUAUCUGAGAACAAUCACACCCAAGUUCGAGACCCUUAUUGACAUUUCAGUGAUAGAGAUAUUGUCAAGGCAUGCUUCUGAUGAGGUCUACCUUGGCCAAAGGGAUAAUCCAAAUUGGACUACGGAUUCAAAGGCAUUGGAAGCUUUCAAAAAGUUUGGAAACAAACUGGCAGAAAUUGAGGGAAAAAUCACACAGAGGAACAAUGAUCCAAGUCUGAAAAGCCGACAUGGGCCAGUUCAGCUUCCAUACACAUUGCUCCAUCGUUCAAGUGAGGAAGGGAUGAGUUUCAAAGGAAUUCCCAACAGUAUCUCCAUCAAGUGUGGAGUACUGUUGAUAGCAAAGAUGUUUGGGAUCUUCGACAAGGGGCAAAAGAUAAAGGGGACAGUGGUGUUGAUGCCAAAGAAUGUGUUGGACUUCAACGCCAUAACCUCCAUCGGUAAAGGUGGUGUUAUUGACACAGCCACCGGCAUCUUAGGCCAAGGCGUCAGCUUAGUUGGUGGAGUAAUUGAUACUGCCACUUCCUUCUUAGGCCGUAAUAUCUCCAUGCAAUUGAUCAGUGCUACUCAGACUGAUGGCAGUGGAAAUGGGAAAGUUGGAAAAGAAGUCUAUUUGGAAAAACAUCUUCCGACCUUGCCAACGUUGGGAGCAAGGCAGGAUGCGUUCAGUAUUUUCUUUGAAUGGGAUGCUAGUUUUGGAAUUCCAGGAGCAUUUUACAUCAAAAACUUUAUGACUGAUGAGUUUUUCCUCGUCAGUGUUAAACUCGAGGACAUUCCAAACCAUGGAACCAUUGAAUUUGUUUGCAACUCAUGGGUUUACAACUUCAGGAGUUACAAAAAGAAUCGCAUUUUCUUUGUCAAUGAUACAUAUCUUCCAAGUGCCACACCAGCUCCACUACUUAAGUACAGAAAAGAAGAAUUGGAGGUUUUAAGAGGAGAUGGAACAGGGAAGAGAAAGGACUUUGACAGAAUCUAUGAUUAUGAUGUCUAUAAUGAUUUGGGCAAUCCAGAUGGUGGUGAUCCUCGCCCAAUCCUUGGUGGGUCUAGCAUCUAUCCCUACCCUCGCAGGGUUAGAACAGGAAGAGAAAGGACCAGGACAGAUCCCAACAGUGAGAAACCGGGCGAGGUUUAUGUUCCAAGAGAUGAAAAUUUUGGUCACUUGAAGUCAUCGGAUUUCCUUACAUACGGAAUCAAAUCCUUAUCUCACGAUGUGAUACCUUUGUUCAAAUCUGCAAUUUUUCAAUUAAGGGUCACAUCGAGUGAGUUUGAAAGCUUCGAAGAUGUGCGUAGUCUCUAUGAGGGUGGAAUUAAAUUGCCAACAGAUAUACUGAGCCAAAUUAGCCCCUUACCAGCCCUCAAGGAAAUCUUCCGCACUGAUGGUGAAAAUGUUCUUCAAUUUCCACCACCUCAUGUAGCCAAAGUUAGUAAGUCUGGGUGGAUGACUGAUGAGGAAUUUGCUAGAGAGGUGAUUGCCGGUGUAAACCCAAAUGUGAUCCGUCGUCUUCAAGAAUUCCCACCAAAGAGCACACUUGAUCCCACACUCUAUGGUGAUCAAACCAGUACCAUAACAAAAGAACAAUUGGAGAUUAACAUGGGAGGGGUCACAGUAGAAGAGGCACUUAGUACUCAGAGAUUAUUCAUAUUAGAUUACCAAGAUGCAUUCAUCCCAUAUUUGACGAGGAUAAACAGCCUACCUACUGCAAAAGCUUAUGCCACAAGGACAAUCCUGUUCUUGAAAGAUGAUGGUACUUUGAAGCCACUUGCUAUUGAAUUAAGCAAACCACAUCCAGAUGGAGAUAAUUUGGGUCCUGAGAGUAUAGUGGUGUUGCCUGCAACUGAAGGUGUUGAUAGUACAAUUUGGCUAUUGGCCAAGGCUCAUGUUAUUGUGAAUGACUCUGGUUAUCAUCAGCUCGUGAGCCAUUGGUUAAAUACUCAUGCAGUGAUGGAACCAUUUGCCAUAGCAACCAAUAGGCAUCUCAGUGUGCUCCACCCUAUUUAUAAACUUCUUUAUCCUCACUACCGCGACACCAUAAAUAUCAAUGGACUUGCUAGGCAGUCCCUGAUUAAUGCAGAUGGCAUUAUAGAGAAAUCAUUUUUGCCCGGAAAGUACUCCAUUGAGAUGUCUUCAUCCGUCUACAAGAAUUGGGUUUUCACUGACCAAGCAUUACCAGCUGAUCUCGUCAAGAGAGGAUUGGCAAUUGAAGAUCCCUCUGCACCCCAUGGCCUUCGCCUUGUGAUAGAGGACUACCCUUAUGCUGUUGAUGGACUUGAAAUAUGGGAUGCUAUUAAGACAUGGGUUCAUGAAUAUGUCUCCUUGUAUUACCCAACAGAUGCAGCAGUUCAACAAGAUACUGAACUACAAGCAUGGUGGAAGGAAGCUGUGGAGAAGGGUCAUGGUGACUUAAAAGAAAAGCCUUGGUGGCCUAAAAUGCAGACAACUGAAGAUCUCAUUCAAUCAUGCUCUAUUAUCGUUUGGACAGCUUCGGCUCUCCAUGCUGCUGUUAAUUUUGGACAAUAUCCUUAUGGGGGCUUAAUCCUGAACCGUCCAACUCUAGCCAGAAGGUUUAUCCCAGCUGAAGGAACCCCAGAGUAUGAUGAGAUGGUGAAGAAUCCUCAAAAGGCUUAUCUGAGAACAAUCACACCCAAGUUUGAGACCCUUAUUGAUCUUUCAGUGAUAGAGAUAUUGUCAAGGCAUGCUUCUGAUGAGAUAUACCUUGGAGAGAGGGAGACUCCAAAUUGGACUACUGAUAAGAAGGCAUUAGAAGCUUUCAAAAGGUUUGGAAGCAAACUGACUGGAAUUGAAGGAAAAAUCAAUGCAAGGAACAGUGAUCCAAGUCUGAGAAACCGGACUGGGCCAGUUCAGCUGCCAUACACUUUGCUCCAUCGUUCAAGUGAGGAAGGGUUGACUUUCAAAGGAAUUCCCAACAGUAUCUCUAUCUAAUUAAAAAGAGUUUGUGGUUUCCUUAUCUAUGUUGUACUUCUGAAUAACAUAGACUUUAUGCAUGUCUAUGCGUAAUUAUUGCCUGAACUUCUGCACUAUUGUAUUUGGAUGCUCUCGGUUUUCAUAUAAUAAAGUGUGUUCUCACUUUCACUUUGUA